AUGACCCAGCAGACUUAUGCCCUUCCACCAGGCUCUCGCAUCCUCGUAACUGGUGCAAACGGCUACAUAGCCUCCCACGUUAUUGACCUAUUACUGAAGCGAGGGUAUCGCGUUCGCGGUCAAGUGCGCCAAUCUCGGCCAUGGCUAGACAAACUCUUCCAAGAAAGAUACGGUGAUCUCUUCGAGUCUGUCGUCUUAGCGGAUUUGGGGGACCGAGAUGCUGUUUCACCCCUGAUCAAGGAUGUAGCUGGUAUGAUGCUGAUUGCAACAGAUAUAUCUUUCGCCGAGGAUCACUCAAUAAUCGAGGAAACCGUCAAGCGAACUCUCACUUGGCUGGAGCUCGCGGCCGGAAAUAAUUGCAUUAAGCGAGUUGUGUUGACAUCCUCUGCCGGAGCGUGCACUGCACCCGUCGCCGAUAAACCGGUCGUAUUUGACAAAGACUCAUGGAACGAGUCUUCCCUUAAGGCUGUUCAGGACAAUGUUGCUGAGCUGCCGGGCCUGAUGGGCGGUUCCAUAUACGCGGCGUCGAAAACAGAGGGGGAAAGGCGAGCGGUGAAAUGGGUCGAGGAAAAUCAUCCACCAUUUGUUUUCAACAGAGUGGUGCCUUACUGGACUCUCGGGCCGCGGAUUCACCCCGAAGUCGGCAACAUAUUUGGUAGUAUGUCCCUGACGAGUGGUCUGGCCAAAGGUCUUGGUGAUUUCAUGCAAGCUUUUCCUCCGAUGUGGUAUGUGAGUGUAGAAGACGUAGCCCAGCUCCACGUUGCCGCUUUGCUGGACCCAGAGCUAGAAUCGGAACGUAUUUUUGCGAUGGCGGCGCCGUUCAACUGGUCAGAUGUUGUCGGAAUUAUGCGCAAACUUCAGCCGCACAAUAGCAAGAUUCCGGACCCGCCCGCCAACGAAGGACGCAGCCUGCAUCUGUUCGUUGGAGUCGAGAAAGCCGAACAAAUAUUGCGAGAAUUUUGUGGGCGACCUGGAUGGACGUCAUUGGAAGAGUGCCUCGCUGUGGGCUUGCCAACGUACGAAUGA
This is a messenger RNA of Penicillium soppii, 1026 nucleotides long. Its product is annotated as cinnamoyl-CoA reductase. The record is from RefSeq and is a predicted model, not a curated record. Gene Ontology annotation, molecular function: oxidoreductase activity, acting on the CH-OH group of donors, NAD or NADP as acceptor. Bases 1 to 1026 code for a protein of 341 amino acids. Lineage: Eukaryota; Fungi; Ascomycota; Eurotiomycetes; Eurotiales; Aspergillaceae. The transcript is spliced from 5 exons.